This is a messenger RNA of Mercenaria mercenaria, 10471 nucleotides long. RefSeq names its product NAB transcription cofactor mab-10-like. Lineage: Eukaryota; Metazoa; Mollusca; Bivalvia; Venerida; Veneridae. Gene Ontology annotation, biological process: negative regulation of DNA-templated transcription. Gene Ontology annotation, cellular component: nucleus. Gene Ontology annotation, molecular function: transcription coregulator activity; transcription factor binding. The transcript has 8 exons. The record is from RefSeq and is a predicted model, not a curated record. The coding region runs from base 11 to 721 and encodes 236 amino acids.
UAUUUUCAGGAUGAUGUUGAUGAAAUUGGUAAGGAUCAAGUCUGUAAGUUCGGAUUACGUGUUCUGUUGUCAAAGUGCCAAUAUAAGACUCACAUUUUUGUGUAAUCUUUCAACAUGUUCCAACUCGUUACCAAAUGGGAAUGAUAAAAUUAAGGUGAAGAAGCAAGGACUGUUGCCGCCUCCAGUCCCUUAUCUUGACAACGAUCAGAUCAGUGAGAUCGCCAAUUGCGCCGCAAAACGAGUUGAAAGUUUACCAUUGUUUGAAGCCAAACCUUUAAAGACCAAGAAAAAAAUCAACAAACAGAUCAAUGAUAUUAUAGCAUUGCCAAAAGAUUUCUCAGAGGAAAGACUGGAGCAGAUAAGGAAGUAUGCUGCCAUUUAUAGACGGUUUGAUUCAAAAAGACUGUACUCAAAGCCAGUUUCAAAGUAUGAGGUAUAUGUAAACGAGGCUUCAGCACAGCUCUGUUUCUUAAGGCCGACAUUGCUGACCAGACGUGCAGAACUAUUAUUGCCCCUUGCAAGAGAGGUGGUCAAGGACAGUGGCUACCAGUAUUCCAAAGGACAUUCCAGAGCAACAAACAUAAACCCAGAAAAUCCAAGCAAGCGGCAGAAGUUGAAGGCUUUGAUACCAGAGUGUAAAGGGAACCAAACUGUUGAGAAGGCCAAGAGGGGUACAAAGACGUUUGUCUAUGUGGUGGAGCUGAUAAUUUUGAAUCUUUGAACUACUACUUAUGAAGAGUUUGUGAACUACAUCAAACAUGGACCAGCCAGAGCUACAGGGAUCUGAAGUAGGCUUGUAAGGUUCUCUGUCAGUUUGAUGCAAGUUUUCCGGUUGUUAAAGUUUAUACAUUAGUUUUUUAUAGUUUAGAUGUCAUAAUACCUUAUAUUCUAGUACAUAUUUUGUGCCAAAUCAUUUACAUAUUGUAAUUCUUGUUAAAGUUGAUAGAUUAGUUUUUUUUCUAUUUUAGAUGUCAAAAUAUCUUAUAUUCUAGUAUAUAUUUUUGUGCCAAAUCAUUUACAUAUUGUAAUUCUUGUUAAAAGUCGAUAGAUUAGUUUUUUUUAGAUCACCUGACCUUCUGUGAUCGCCCUGUGUCCGUCGUCGUCAACAGUUUGACUGUUAACACUCUAGAGGUCACAAUUUUGGCCCAAUAUGAAUGAAACUUUGUCAGAAUGUUACCCUUAAUAAAAUCUUGGACCAGUUUGAUAUUGAGUCAUCUGGGUUCAAAAGCUAGGUCACCAGGUCAAGUCAAAGGAAAAGCUUGUUAACACUCUAGAGGUCACAAUUUUAGCCCAAUCUUUAUGAAACCUAGUCAGAAUCAAAGGAAAAGCUUGUUAACACUCUUUAUCACGUUUGAUUUCGCGGGAGUGUAAUAAAGACAUUAAAUAAAAAUGAUAAUACACUACUGUAAUGAAGCUUUGACGACGACGUCAUUUGUAGUACAUGAGACGUUGGUUAGAUUGACUUGUUUAUAUAGUAAAAGAAAGUAGAAUUUUUGAUGUUUCGACAGGAAAGGCUAGCAUGUGAUAAAAAGAAUAUUACAUUUGUGACAUUCCACAUUGAAUUUAUUAAACGCAUUGAAUACAACUGAUAAAAUGCUCGGCAGAGCCUCGCAUUUUAUCAUUUUAUUCAACUUGUUUAAUAAAUUCAAUAUGAAAAGACACUUACGUAAUAUCCUCUAUAGAGGUCACAAUUUUGGCCUAAUCUUAAUGAAACUUUGUCAGAAUGUUACCCUUGAUAAAAUCUGGCACCAUAUAACCUAUACUGUGUUGGUGCGCCAUAAAACCCAAAUAAAUAAAUAAGUUCGUUAUUGGAUGAUCUGGGUUCAAAAACUAGGUCACCAGGUCAAAUCAAAUGAAAAGCUUGUUAACACUGUAGAGGCCACAGUUAUGACUAUAUCUUCAUGAAACUUGGUCAGAAUGAUAAUCUUGAUGAUCUCGAGGUCCAAUUUGAAUCUGGGUUAUGUAGGAUCAAAAACUAGGUCACCAGGUUAAAUAAAAGGAAAAGCUAGUUAACACUGUAGAGGCUACACUUAUGACCAUAUCUUCAUGAAACUUGGUCAGAAUGUAAAUCUUGAUGAUCUAUAGGUCAAGUUUAAAUCUGGGUCAGGUGGGGUCAAAAACUAGGUCACUAGGUCAAAUUGAAGGAAAAGCUUGUUAACACCAUUUAUAACUUAUCUUCAUGAAACUUAGUCAGAAUAUUAAUUUUGAUGAUCUUUAGGUCAAGUUUGAAUCUGGGUCAUGUGGGGUCAAGAACUAGGUCACCAUGUCAAAUCAAAUUAAAAGCUAGUUAACACUUUAGAGGCAUUAAUGACCAUAUCUUAAUGAAACUUGGUCAGAAUGUUAAUCUUAAUGAUCUUUAGAUCAGUAGGUCAGGUGAGCAAACAGGACCCUCAUGAAGGCCCUCUUGUUCUAUUUUAGAUGUAAAAAUAGCUUAUAUUCUAGUAUUUAUUUUUGUGCCAAAUCAUUUACAUAUUGUAAUUCAUGUUAAAGUUGAUAGAUUAGUUUUUUUAUAUUUUAGAUGUCAAAAUAUCUUAUAUUCUAGUAUAUAUUUUUGUGACAAAUUAUUUACAUAUUGUAAUUCUUGUUAAAGUUCAUAGACUAGUGUUGUUGUUUUUAGCUCGACUAUUUGAAGAAUAGUUCAGCUAUUCUACUCACUCGAUCUGGUGUCGGUUUCACACUGGUUAAAGUUUUGCAUGCAAGUACAUACAGCUAUCAUUUAAAGGCAUACAACUUUCAAACUUGUUUUUGCUUUUUCUAGGUCAAUUACCAACCUCGCUGGGUCAAGUUUCGUAACUCUGGUGUGUAUUUUGAGCAAAUUAUGCCCCCUUUUGGACUUAGAAAAUCCUGGUUAAAGUUUUCUUGCAUGUUACUACCUCCAAAACUGAUGCAGAUAUUGAAUUGAAACUUCACAUGUGUCUUCGGGGUCAUAACACUAGUUGAUUGCAUUAAGUCCCAUAACUCUGACCUGCAUUUUGGCCAAAUUACGCCCCCUGUUGAACUUAGAAAAUCCUGGUUAAAGUUUUGCAUGCAAGUACAUACAGCUAUUACUAAAAGGCAUAUAGAUUUGAAACUUUUUAGCUCACCUGUCACAAAGUGACAAGGUGAGCUUUUGUGAUCGCGCGGUGUCCGUCGUCUGUCGUCCGUGCGUGCGUGCGUCCGUAAACUUUUGCUUGUGACCACUCUAGAGGUCCCAUUUUUCAUGGGAUCUUUAUGAAAGUUGGUCAGAAUGUUCUUCUUGAUGAUAUCUAGGUCAAGAUCGAAACUGGGUCACGUGCCAUCAAAAACUAGGUCAGUAGGUCUAAAAAUAGAAAAACCUUGUGACCUCUCUAGAGGCCAUAUAUUUCACAAGAUCUUCAUGAAAAGUGGUCAAAAUGUUCACCUUGAUGAUAUCUAGGUCAAAUUCGAAACUGGGUCACGUGCAUUCAAAAACUAGGUCCGUAGGUCUAAAAAUAGAAAAACCUUUUGACCUCUCUAGAGGCCAUAUAUUUCACAAGAUCUUCAUGAAAAAUGGUCAGAACGUUCACCUUGAUGAUAUCUAGGUCAAGUUCGAAACUGGGUCACGUGCUGUCAAAAACUAGGUCAGUAGGUCAAAUAAUAGAAAAACCUUGUGACCUCUCUAAAGGCCAUAUUUUUCAUGGGAUCUGUAUGAAAGUUGGUCUGAAUGUUCGUCCUGAUGAUAUCUAGGUCAAGUUCGAAACUGGGUCACGUGCGGUCAAAAACUAGGUCAGUAGGUCUAAAAAUAGAAAAAUCUUGUGACCUCUCUAGAGGCCAUAUAUUUUAUGAGAUCUUCAUGAAAAUUGGUCAGAAUGUUCACCUUGAUGAUAUCUAGGUCAAGUUUGAAAGUGGGUCACGUGCCAUCAAAAACUAGGUCAGUAGGUCAGAUAAUAGAAAAACCUUGUGACCUCUCUAGAGGCCAUAUUUUUUAUGGGAUCUGUAUGAAAUUUGGUCAGAAUGUUCAUCUUGAUGAUAUCUAGGUCAAAUUCGAAAGUGGGUCACGUGCCUUCAAAAACUAGGUCAGUAGGUCAAAUAAUAGAAAAACCUUGUGAUCUCUCUAAAGGCCAUAUUUUUCAUGGGAUCUGUAUGAAAAUUGGUCUGAAUGUUCAUCUUGAUGAUAUCUAGGUCAAGUUCGAAACAGGGUCAUGUGCGGUCAAAAACUAGGUCAGUAGGUCUAAAAAUAGAAAAACCUUGUGACCUCUCUAGAGGCCAUACUUGUGAAUGGAUCUCCAUAAAAAUUGGUCAGAAUGUUCAUCUUGAUGAUAUCUAGGUCAAAUUUGAGACUGGGUCACGUGCCUUAAAAAACUAGGUCAGUAGGUCAAAUAAUAAAAAAACCUUGUGACCUCUCUGGAGGCCAUACUUUUCAUGGGAUCUGUAUGAAAGUUGGUCUGAAUGUUCAUCUUGAUGAUAUCUAGGUCAGGUUUGAAACUGGGUCAACUGUGGUCAAAAACUAGGUCAGUAGGUCUAAAAUUAUUAAAAUCUUUUGACUUCUCUAGAGGCCAUAUUUUUCAAUGGAUCUUCAUGAAAAUUGAUCUGAAUGUUCACCUUGAUGAUAUCUAGGUCAGUUUUGAAACUGGGUCACGUGCGGUCAAAAACUAGGCCAGUAGGUAUAAAAAUAGAAAAACCUUGUGACCUCUCUAGAGACUAUAUUUUUCAAUGGAUCUUCAUGAAAAUUGGUCAGAAUUUUUAUCUUGAUAAUAUCUAGGUCAAGUUCAAAACUGGGUCACAUGAGCUCAAGAACUAGGUCACUUUGUCAGAUAAUAGAAAAAACGACGUCAUACUCAAAACUGGGUCAUGUGGGAAGAGGUGAGCGAUUCAGGACCAUCAUGGUCCUCUUGUUUUUUUCUUUUUCUAGAUCAAUAACCAACCUCACUGGGUCAAGUCCCAUAACUCUAACAUGUAUUUUGGGCAAAUUAUGCCCCCUUUUGGACUUAAAAAAUCCUGGUUAAAGUUGUACAUGCAUGUUACUAUCUCCAAAACUAAUGAAGGUAUUGAAUUUAAACUUCACAUGUGUUUUCUAGGUUAUAAAACUAGUUGAUAGCACCAAGUCCCAUAACUCUGACCUGCAUUUUUGCCAAAUUAAGCCCCAUUUGGACUUAGAAAAUGCUGGUUAAAGUUUUGCGUGCAAGUACAUACAGUUAUUACUUAAAGGCACAUAGAUUUAAAAGUUGUUUUUUUAUAGCUCACCUGAGCAAUGUGAGUUUUUGUGAUCACUCGAUGUCCGGCAUCUGUCUGUCAACAUUUAGCUUGUGUAUGCGAUAGAGGCUGUAUUUUUCAACUGAUCUUCAUGAAAUUUUGUCAGAAUGAUAACCUUGAUGAAAUCUAGGCCAAGUUGGAAAAUAGGUCAUCCAGGGUUAAAAACUAGGUCACAAGGUCAAAUCUAAAAAAAAACUUGUGUAUGUGAUAGUGGUUGUAUUUUUCAAUUCAUCAUCAUGAAAUUUUGUCAAAAUGGUUACCUUGAUGAAAUCUAGGCCAAGUUUGAAUAUGGGUCAUCUGGGAAUAAAAACUUCAUAUCAAAGAAAAAGCUUGUGUAUGCAUUAGGGACUGCAUUUGACACAAAAUCUUCAUGAAAUUUGAUCAGAAUGUUUGUCUCGAUGAAAUGCAGGUUAAGGUUAAAUGUUGGUUAUCAGGGGUCAAAAACUAGGUCACCCGGUCAAAUAAAAAAAAUCCUUAUGUAUGCAAUAUGGGCUGCACUCUACGUUGGAUAUCCAUAAAAUUUAGUCAGAAUGAUUGCCUUGAUGAAAUCCAGGAUGAGUUUGAAUAUGGGUCAUCUGGGAUUAAAAACUAGGUCAUAUCAAAGAAAAAGAUUAUGUAUAUGAUAUUGGCUGUAUCUUUCAACUGAUCUUCAUGAAAUUUUGUCAGAAUGAUUGCCUUGAUGAAAACUAGGCCAUGUUCGAAAAUGGGAUCAAAAACUAGGUCACAAGGUCAAAUCAAAGAAAAACCUUGUGUAUGCAAUAGGGGCAGUAUUUUACACUGGGUCUUCAUGAAAUUUAAUCAGAAUGUCUGUUUGGAUGAAAUCAAGGUCGAGUUUGAUUAUUGGUCAUCUAGGGUCAAAAAGUAGGUCACCCGGUCAAAUUAAAGAAAAACCUUGUGUAAGAAAUAGGGGCUGCAUUUUACACUGGAUAUUCAUAAAAUUUAAUCAGAAUGAUUGCCUUGAUGAAUCUAGGCCAAGUUCAAAUAUGGGUCAUCUGGGGGAAACAUGUUUACUCUUUUAUGAUGUGUUUCUCCGGUGAGCAAACUAGGGCCAUCUUUGCCCUAUUGUCUUUGUCUAGAUCAAUUACCAACCUCACUAGGUCAAGUCCCAUAACUCUGACAUGUAUUUUGGGCAAAUUAUGCCCCCUUUUAGACUUAAAAAAUUCUGGUUGAAGUUUUAUGUGCAAGUACUAUCUGCAGAACAAAUGCAGAUAUUAAAUUGAAACUUCACAUGUGCCUUCUGGGUUAUAAAACUAUUUGAUGGCAUCAAGUCCCAUAACUCUGUCAUGCAUUAUGUCCCCUUUUUAACAUAAAACUUUCUGGUCAAAGUUUUGCAUUCAAGUACUAUCUCCAGAACUAAUGCAGAUACUGGAUUGAAACUCUACAGAUAUUUUAACAUUUAGGGUAACAUUUUCCUGUUUCAGGGACAAUAAUUCCAAUAGUCGAGCAUUGGCUGUCUUAUGGACAGCUCUUGUAUUUUACAUUGAAAUAUCUUAUAUUCUAGUAUUCGUUAUAAUGUAGUUUUGAUAAGUUUAAAUAUAUUUCUAAAUUCUUUCUCAGUUAACCGUUUACUGAAAAAGUUUAAUUACAUCUUUGUCAUCUUUAUCUCCACUAUUUUGAGAAUAGUGGGGAGGGGUGGGUACCAGGCUAUUCUACUCGCCCCGGUGUCGGCGUGGGCUUUCUUGGUUCAAGUUUUAUGGCAACCUUUGUUUUUCUUUGUUACUAUUGCUAUAUUUUACUGUAACUUCACAUAAACAUUGUCCAGCGUACAAACAAAGUAUGGACAGAGGCUGUGCCAAAGGUCAAGGUCACCAGGUUAUUUUUAAGGUUAAAGUUUUUCAGCAACCUUUAUUUUUCCGUCAUAUCUUUGUUACUAUUGCCUAUAUCUUACUGUAACUUCACAUAAACAUUGUCCAGCAUACAAACAAAGUAUGUGCAGGGGGCUGGACCCAAGGUCAAGGUCACCAAGUUACUGUAACUUCACAUAAACAUUGUCCAGCAUACAAACAAAGUAUGUGCAGGGGCUGGACCCAAGGUCAAGUUCACCAAGUUGUUAUAUUUAGGUUAUUUUUAAGGUUAGUUUUUCAGCAACCUUUGUUUUUCUGUGAUAUCUUUGUUACUAUUGCUUAUAUCUGACUGUAACUUCACAUAAACAUUGUCCAGCAUACAAACAAAGUAUGUGCAGGGGCUGGACUGAAGGUCAAGGUCACCAAGUUGUUAUACUUAGGUUAUUUUUAAGGUCAAAGUAUGCUGGGCCCAUUAUACCCAAGGCCAAGAUCACCAAGGUGUUAUACUUUGGUUAUUUGUAAGGUAAAAGUUUUUCUGUCAUAUCUUUGUUACUAUUGCUUAAAUCUUACUGUAACUUCACGUAAACAUUGUCCAGCGUACAAAUAAAGUAUGUGCAGGGGCUGGACCCAAGUCAAGGUCAAUCAAGUUGUUAUACUUGCGUUAUUUUUAAGGUAAAUGUUUUUCAGCAACUUUUGUUUUUCUGUGAUAUCUUUGUUACUAUUGCUUAUAUCUUACUGUUACUUCUUGUAAACAUUGUCCAGCAUACAAACAAAGUAUGUGCAGGGGCUGGACCCAUUAUAACUAAGGUCAAGAUCACCAAGGUGUUAUACUUUGGUUAUUUGUAAGGUAAAAGUUUUUCGGCAACCUUUGUUUUUCUGUCAUAUCUUUGUUAUUAUUGCAUAAAUCUUACUGUAACUUCACGUAAACAUUGUCCAGCAUACAAAUAAAGUAUGUGCAGGGGCUGGACCCAAGUCAAGGUCAAUCAAGUUGUUAUACUUACGUUAUUUUUAAGGUAAAAGUUUUUCAGCAACUUUUGUUUUUCUGCGAUAUCUUUGUUACUAUUGCUUAUAUCUUACUGUUACUUCAUGUAAACAUUGUCCAGCAUUCAAACAAAAUAUGUGCAGGGGCUGGGCCCAUUAUAACUAAGGUCAAGGUCACCAAGGUGUUAUACUUGAAAUUAUUUUCAUGUUAAUUUUCUGAAAGCUUCAUUUAUAGAUAUAUCUUUAGUUAUUUAAAAGGUAAUGCCUUGAAAUUAAAAAUAUUUUUUUAUAAUCAUCAUCUGCAUUUGUGGUUACAAUCCCAUAACUCUUAUUGUAUUUUUGACAGAAUUAUGUCCCAUUCAUAAUUAAAGUUUUUUGGCAAUCUUCGCCCUCUGGAAUAACUUCAGCACAAUAUAAGUUAAUGACUUAAAACUUAAAAUAUAUCUUUAUUUUCAUCAUCUGCAUGUGUGGUAACAAUCCCUAAUCCCCAUAACUCUGAUUGGUAUUUUUGACCAAAUUAUGCCCCUUUCUUAUUUGAAUUUUUUGUCAAACACCGUUUUCUGGUUAUAACUUUGAUACUAUAUAAGAUAAUGACUUGAAACUCAAACUAUAUCUUUACCAUCAUUAGCAUUACCCCUUCCAUACUUGACUUGUAACCCCUCUGAGUAGUAGGGUCUUUUUAUAUCUUGGUGUACCUUCCUUUUUAGCUCACCUGUCACAUAGUGACAAGGUGAGCUUUUGUGAUCACAUUUCGUCCGUCGUCUAUACGUCCGAGCGUGCGUCCGUCAGCAAUUUCUUGUCUGCAUGAUAGUGGUUUCAUUUAUGAUCUUAUUUUUACCAAACUAGCACACCACUUGUAUCACCAUAAGAUCUCGGUUCCUUUACUUGAACUGACCAGAUUCCAUUAUGGGUUCCAGAGUUAUGGCCCCUGAAAGGGCCAAAAUUAGCUAUUUUGACCGUGUCUGCUCAAUAGUAGCUUCAUUUAUGAUUUGAUUUUAACUAGACUUGCAAAAUUAUUUUGACCUUGUCAAUAGCAGCUUCAUUUAUAAUUUGAUUUUAACCAGACUUGCACACAACUUGUAUCAUUAUAAGAUCUCAAUUCCUUUUUAUACGCCCGAAAGGACAUAUUAUGUCAUCGCCUCGGUGUCCGUCUGUCUGUCUGUCUGUUGGCUAGCAAUUCCUUUGCGCUCUGUCUCUUGAACCCCUUGAAGGAUUUCAAAGAAACCUGACACAAAUAUUCACUUCAUCGAAACGACGUGCAGAGUGCAUGUUUCGGAUUGCUUACUUCAAGGUCAAGGUCACACUUAGGGGUCAAAGUUCAUAUGACUUUGUUUUGUGUGUAUAUUGUUCUGCAUUUACGUUGCAUUGCAGUGCUCUUGUUUUUAUUUGGCAGAUCAUUCUUUUGUCCACUUACAAUAAUUUUUUUAAUUACUUCCCUUUUAUGUUAAUAUAAAUAGCUUAUUUAGUAACUUUUGUAUUAUUGCCCGUAGGGAAAAACUUAGACCACCUUUCUGUGGUACAACAUGGAUGGUACCUCCAAUUUUUAGGUGUAUUUUGACAUACCUGUACCUUGUAAGAUUUUUUUUUCUUUUUGGUUAAAUUGUUUCCCUUUGUUGUUCCUGUCCUUUGCUAUAUAGAAGACUGAUUUCAAAACAAUUUUACACAAGACUAGUGUUCCUUUGGUGACCCCUCUACUAUAUUCCUUCAAAUAAUUUUGAUUCAGCGAAAAACAUGGCCCCUAAGGGGUUUUGCUUAUUUUCCCUAUUUGCCUAUAUAGAACUUUGAAAAUCUUUUUGUCACAAACUGCUGGUCCGUUUUCAAAACAAUUUUACACAAAUGUUUCUUGGGUGACCCUCUACCAAAUUUCUUUCAAAUAAUUUUAAUUCACUGAAAAAGUGGUCGCCUGGGGGAGGGGCUCGUUUUCCCAUAUGGCUAUACAGAAAACUUCUUGUAUGAAACUAUUUGCCUGAUUUGAAAAUAAUUUUAUUUGAAGUAACUUUAAGAAAAUUUCAACUAUAUUUUCUCAUAAUUCUUUUGAUUGAUCUUGAUUAAGAUUUUUUGACCUUCUUGUCCUUAAGUGCAAUGACAACAGGUGAGCGAUAUAGGGCCAUUAUGGCCCUCUUGUUUAUAUAGACUUAUUUUUAGGAAAAAGUUUGUUUUUCUGCGCAUAGAUAUUUUGCAUGCAAGUAGCACUGUGCAGUUGUCAUCAGCCAAGUUUGUUCAUGUCAUGCCCUGAGGAUCAAAAUUGGUCCUGCCCCGUGGUUCACCUCUUUUACACAGACUUUUAUAAGAACAUCUUUUACAGUCCUUGUUUUAAGACCCUAAGGCCUACAGUUUAGAUAUUUGGCAUAUAGCAUUGUAUAGAGAUCAGCAGGGGAUACCAAUUCAUCGAAUUUGCUUGUUUAACUUGACAAUAUUACGGGUGCAUCUGUUCUUAUUUUUUGUAUACUUAAAUGAAACUUGGUAUUUGUUUUCGUUAUAGUUUUAUAUAGUUUAUAAUAAAUGUAAAACAUUCA